Molecule: messenger RNA, 2141 nt
Organism: Prunus avium (sweet cherry)
Lineage: Eukaryota; Viridiplantae; Streptophyta; Magnoliopsida; Rosales; Rosaceae
Product: sodium/calcium exchanger NCL
Biological process (GO): calcium ion transmembrane transport; intracellular calcium ion homeostasis
Cellular component (GO): membrane
Molecular function (GO): calcium ion binding; calcium:proton antiporter activity
Source: RefSeq, a predicted model, not a curated record
UUGUAUUAUUAUUUGUACCCCACAAAAACCAACAAACACGUCAUCUACGCUGAGACUCUUCGACUCUCUCUCACUCCCUCCUUCCUUUCCCUUCCCUAUUUUAUCACUCACCAACCGCCACCUCACAUCCAAAUCCACUCUUGUCCAGCUGAAGCUGAAAACGAAGCCACAUGUCUUCUUCUUACGUGCCCUUCCUCCUUCUCCUGAUCCUCUGCGGCCAAGCCCACGGCCGCUUCAUCUCCGACACCCAAUCCGCGUCGCAAGAUCUGAUCUCCGAUGGCGUCCACCACCACCGUUCCCACAUCCCCAGAUCCUACCUCACUCUUAACCCCUUCUCGGUGGAUGCGGAGUCCACGUGUGACCAGACCUACGGGUUCUUGCCCUGCACCACCACCGUGCUUGGGAAUCUGUUCCUGAUCCUGGUGUAUGGAUAUUUGAUGUUCUUGGCCGCCACCUACCUCUCCAAUGGCAGCGAGAUGUUGCUCGAGAUUCUCGGCCCCGGUAUCAUUGGAGGCUUGUUUCUCCCCAUCCUCGGGGCUCUUCCUGACGCCAUGCUCAUUCUCGUAUCUGGACUUUCCGGGACUACAGAAACUGCUCAAAGUCAGGUCUCUGUUGGAAUGGGGUUGCUAGCUGGGUCAACUGUAAUGCUUCUUACAGUAAUAUGGGGUUCCUGUGUUCUCGUUGGCAAGUGCGAUAUUGAGAAUUCGAUUGCCAUAGAUAACAAAGAUACAAAAGGGCUUAGCUUAACUGGAUCUGGUGUCAGUACUGAUAUCUGGACUAGCUAUGCUGCAAGGAUUAUGGCUAUAUCUGUCAUCCCAUUUCUUAUUGUUCAAUUACCGCAGCUACUCAAUUCGACCUCGGGUAGACACUUAGCAGUUUUGAUUUCACUCAUUGUCUCUGUGGUACUAUUGGUUUCAUAUUGCCUGUAUCAGGUGUUUCAGCCUUGGAUCCAGAGGAGAAAAAUUGCUUAUGCGAAGCAUAAGCAUGUUAUAUCAGGCAUCUUACAACAUCUGAAGAACCAAGCAUUGGGAAAGCUCCUUAAAGAUGAUGGUGAACCUGAUUUAGAUAUUAUAGAAAAGCUGUUUAACACAAUCGAUCAGGACGGUGAUAGACAUCUUUCAUAUUCUGAAUUAAGCGCACUGAUUGUAGGAAUCCGGUUUGAUGAAAUAGAGUUGAAUAAGAAUGAUGCUGUGGACAAAGUGAUGAAAGAUUUUGACACUUCUCGUGAUUCCAAAAUCAGUGUUGAAGAGUUCAAGGUGGGGGUCUCAAAAUGGCUUAAUAAGGCAAAGCGUGCAGGAAAUGCCAAUUCUGACCCUGGCCAUCGCUCGAUGAAAUUUUUAUCUGAUUUUCACUCGCGGACAAAGCAAGAGCACGCUCUGUUGGGGGCUGGUGAUCAAAGUGAUGAGGUUGUCGAGGGUGCUGAAAAUCCUAAGUGGACCUCCCUCAAAGCUGGAUUAAUGUUGUUGGUAGGAACUCUUAUUGCAGCUGCAUUUGCAGAUCCCUUGGUAGAUGCUGUUGAUAAUUUCUCAGAUGCCACAAGCAUUCCAACUUUCUUCAUCUCAUUCAUUGCACUACCUCUGGCUACUAAUUCUAGUGAGUCUGUAUCUGCGAUUAUCUUUUCUAGCCGCAAAAAGAUAAGGACUGCCUCCUUAACAUUUUCUGAGUUGUAUGGUGCAGUUACCAUGAAUAACAUCCUCUGCCUAUCGGUAUUUUUGGCUCUGGUUUACAUUAGAGGACUAUCGUGGGACUUCUCAGCGGAAGUCCUGGUCAUUCUCAUCGUUUGCGUUGUGAUGGGUAUUUUAGGCAGUUUACGCACCAACUACCCUCUCUGGACUUGUUCAAUUGCUUUCCUACUUUACCCCUUCUCCCUGGCGCUUGUUUAUGUUCUGGAUUAUGUUUUAGGCUGGUCAUAGACUCACGACGAGGUGAUCUGAGUACGUUGGGGUGCUCUUCGGUAUUUAUAAAGCGAAUCGUUUUCCUUUCAUUUUUCCUAUGGUUUAUAUGAUCCUUGAUAAUGUUAUUGUGAGCAGGCAGGCAUUUUGGUUUCAUUUCCAUUAGCGACACUUGAGAUUUGUUGGGAGCACUAAAACUAUUAUCAGCCAAUUUUCUCAUUAUAAAGCAAAAGCACAGAUUCUGUGUCA